Molecule: messenger RNA, 3682 nt
Organism: Salvelinus sp. IW2-2015
Lineage: Eukaryota; Metazoa; Chordata; Actinopteri; Salmoniformes; Salmonidae
Source: RefSeq, a predicted model, not a curated record
CAUCCGUAUGGACGGAGGACAGAAGAGCUUUGUUAUGGUGACUAACUACACACAGUCUCCUCCUAAACUACUAGACUGUCCCCUCUCCUUCACGCUGAUCUGCCCUGAUACAGGCCUCGUUCAGGAGGAUGUGUACAGAACGCUGAAGGGCUCACCACUUUGGACACGACAUUGAAGGAACGCCUUCUGAUCGUCAGUAACGUCCCGCGGGGACUACGGCAACCCGAGAGGUUCAUGACCUCGUCAAACGCUUCGGAUCCUACCUCGAUUCGCUAUCUCUGAUCAACAGGAUUUAUUUGAGAUGGAGUCGUCCUCGAUAGCGAUGGCAGUAUGUCUUCAUUUCCAGAAGUUUCCCCGUGUAGUUCAGAACAAGCCUCUGAAGUUCAACAUGCUGGUCAAGGUUAAACACCCGCCUCAGCCGCAGCCCCCAGCCAAGAAGACACCUGUCACUGGCACCAAAGCCAAGAAAAAGGCGGUCCAAGGCAACAAACCUAAAGGUGCAGCAACACCUGUUAAACCUGUUCCUGCCGCAAUCACUACCGAUGACACUACUACUACCGCCACCAGUGCUACGGCCAUCUCUGCCACUCAGCCUGUGGUUACCGAACAACCGGGACAUGACGUAAGCGCCAUCCAGUCCCGUGACGCCAUAGCGAUAGACUCCGACGCGACCGCAACGGAACCCGGUCCGGUCGUCACGGAGCCCGAUGACCCGAUGACGACRAACAACGACCAAAGCCGAACCGUUGCUGUCGUGGCUGCAAAACCGGAUGGCGAGAAUGGAGAAACCGUAGCAACCGCUACCGUUCYCGCUGCUACCGACGACGUUGACGCAAACGAUGUCAUCAAUCCCGUCGACUCUGACGCCGUUGCUGGUUCUGUACCGGCGCGAACACCGGUAACAUCAGCCUCUGUCCCCGUAGCUCUCCCAGUGUCUGUUAAAGUUAAAGACAAACGGUUAGACUUCACUCCGGUGACUCAGGACAUCCUGAAGGCCCUGGAGGCAGCAGUGCACCAACACCGCAUGGAGAAACUAGCUGAGGAACGAAGACGGGACCAGGGAGAGAAGAGCCAGGGCAAGCCUCUAUCCGACAAGAAGAGCUCUGUAGCCGGGGAGAAGAGGGAGACCAAGACCCCGGCUGGAGAACUGAACCAGGCCCCAGCUCAACCAGAGAAGAAGACWGGAGAGAAGACGGYGACACCGACACAGACUCAAAACGAGGAGAGAAAUAGACCUGCUGUUUCCGACAAGAAGAAAAAGCUACAACCUGCGAAGUCACAGACCGAUAAAAAGCCUCCAACCACACCAGCGAAGAAGACCACAACGCAGACAGAAGGAGCAAAGAAACCACCUUCAGGCUCUGGACAACCAGAGAAGAACCAGGGGAAGACCCAAGGCUUUGGAGSAAGAGGCCGGCGCAGGCACCAUUCUUCCCCAGAAAAGAUAGACUCUUCCAGGCAUAGAAGCGAGGAGGAGCAGGGUCCUCCGACGUCGAGACACGGRGACUCCUCUAGCUCUUCUUCUGGCUCCUGCAGAAGCAACAGACAGGACGGCAGUCCCGCCAAGAAGAAGGGGAGGAAAGAGGAGGAYGAGAGGAGCAAGAGCCACCGUAGUAGAACCAGCCAGUCCUCUAGCAGUGAGUCUAGAGAUACGGAGGCAGCAGAGAGAAAGGGUGUUGGCUACGUGGCGGAUGAGUUCACGUCCGACGCCAACCCAUUCGACCUGGACCAGUUCAARAUGGAUGAGUUCGUCACCGUGGACGAGGUGGAAGGGGAUGAGGCGGACAACACCAACCCACCAGAGUCAUCAUCUUCAUCACCCAAUACCCAAGAUGGCGCCUAUGAAAGGUCGGAACGAUCAUCCAAACGCAAGAGGGGUACCCCUGAUACCCCAAUUUCUACUAUGAAGUCUAGCCAGGAGAAAGAGACACCCCCGUCCAAAAGCACUCCCACCCCAUCCUCAUCUACCUCUACCACCCCUGGACAGAAGACUCCACGACAAGCCGCAACAGCCAAAAAAACGCAGCCGGCAAAACCUCAACCACCUGUCACCUCUGGACGCAAGACCAGGUCAUCAGCUGCUGUUGUAUCAACGGAAGCCGCAGAAACCCGAGAAAUUGUCACCUCUGGACGCAAGACCAGGUCAUCAGCUGCAGCUGCUGUUGUAGCAAAGGAAGCCGCAGAAACCCGAGAAACUGUCACUGACGAUGACCCCACAGUCGGGAUGGAGGCGGAGCCUCUUCCCGUGGAGCUUCUGUCUCAGCCAAUGGCUGAGGGUAUGUUACCGUCAUCCGACCACAAGGUGUCAGUGUUGGACACUGCAUUGCCGGCGAACAAGGAAGUAGAAAGUGCUGGGUCAGAGAUUGAUAUGGAGACUACAGCUGAAAAACCUCCAGAGGUAGGCGGGAACGAGGAGAAGGCCCAGGCUAAAAAAAGGGACUCGAUUCUGGGUAGCAAGGCUCAGAAUGAAGGCUGUCCACUGGAGCCUGGUUUGCCUGAUCCGUCUUCCGCAGCCAAGGAGCAAGACCUUCAUACAACCCUAGAACUACGAGAGUUUGAGACGGUGUCGGGUCACCAAGUGCCCCAAUCACUUGUUGACAAAGUACCCGAAGAAGAUGGAGGUUUACAGAUACUCAACGAAACUGUGGAUGACACAGCCUCUGAAUCUACGGGAUCCCAGGAGCGCCAAACUACUCUAGAGGAACGCCAAGACGAAGAAGAAUCUGCUUUCCACAUCCUGGACUCUGUCGAAGACCGAAGAGAUUCUCUACCCAGAGAGUUGGAAGGGUUCCAUAUCCUGGACUCUGUCGAUGAUCAGGUGGAUAUGACAGAAGCUCUGGACAACCAUACUACUGAAUCUAAGGGUACCUCAAAACCACAAAAAGAGGGUUACAAAAAGGGUAAGGGUAAUAUGACACUUCAAAAGAAGGAGGAUGGUAAGAAGAUACCCCAAACCCUUGAGAAGGUACAGACCCCUACAGUGGAGUCAGAGAGAGUUGAGGGAGGUACCCACAAAAAGACUAACCUUGUCUCUUUGGAUGAGGUGAGUGAGGAAGAAGAGAGUUACCCUGACGACGCUGCCGAAGAGGAAGAGCUGAUGAAGAAACAGGAACUGGCGAAGGAGAAACAGCGAGUGAGGGAAUGGGAGAAGGCGAGAGGGAAGGAGAGGAGGAGUACAGAGCGGGAGAGGAGCAAAGAGAAGGAGAGGUUCGGUGCGGAUAUGGAAUGGUUGGUGACUCUGGAUGAGAUUGGAGGUGAUGGGGAUGAGAGAGGAGAGGAGGGUGAGAGGGAUCAGGAGUGCGGAAUAAAUGAGGCAGACCUUCAAGAAUUGGUCACUCUGGAUGAGUUCGUUGGCGAGGAAGGAGGGGAGGGUCCUAGCCCGGAGCCACACCCAUUUAGCCAGGAGGACGAAUCAGGAGACUCCUUCAACACAGAGACGAUGGUGACCCUGGAUGAGGCUGGAGAUGAUCAUGAGAUGGAGGAGGAGCAGCCCAGGAAGUUUCCAGAACCAGCCCAGACCCGGGACACUGACGAUACAGGCCAGGACUUUGUGGUUUCUAAGGCAGGGUUCUCUUCUGUAAGCUGUGUUCUCUGUUCUACAGGAGUGAAGAACAACCAAGAGACCCACUGCAGCAGUCUACAACACUAUCAGAACACGCAGGUAUAAACACAUUAUACUAGU